AUGGCGCUGAACACUCUGGACGGGAGAACGCGCGAUCUCAUGUCUGCGUCGUACGCUGUACCUGAUCUCGAGACGGCGCUGAAACAAGCGAUCUACAACAGCAUUGAUGCUCAUGCGAAGGCAAUCAGGCUUUUUGUGAACGUGGCAAAUGCGUCUUUUACAGUCAUCGAUGACGGAGACGGAAUUCAGCCGGAUGACCUGCAUGAAUGUAUCGGGGAAUGCUAUGCUUCAUCGAGAGUGCCAGUGUCGAAGUGCAGUCGCAUUGAGAAGAAAUCAAACAAGAAAUAUGGUUCUCGCGGCGCCUUUCUUUAUGAACUGAUCACGCUUGCUGCUGAUGUUGAGAUUGAGAGUCGCGUUCAUGAGCACUGGACUUCUUGUCGCAAAGUCUUCAAGGAAGGAAAAGUUGUCUUUAAUGCUCGCUCAAAAGAGCUUCGCGAGACACCAGGAACUAAGGUUUUUGUAUCGAACCUGUUCAAGAAGCUCCCAGUGAGACGUAAGGAUCUAUCUCGAAACAGGAAGUAUCGAUCUCGAGUGAUCCAGAAUAUCCACAAUUUUUGUGUGAGUAUGUCGAUGAUAUGGCCAUCGCUGUCACUCGACAUUCGCUACGAAGGUGAAAACGUUCGACCAGUGACGAUUCCUGCAGUCAAGUCUUGUCUCGAAAGAUUCUACGUGGACUUCUCGUCGAAAUCAUUUUCAUUCUUGGUUCGAGGAUACCUUGCGCUCAUCCCUGCAUCAUUCGGAGGACUGGGACAAGGGAUCAAGCAAGCAAAAAGCUACUACCAGUUUAUGUUCCUUGAGAAUGAGUGGGUCGAAGAAUGUCAUCGGCUAUGCGCACAUGUGAUAACGGAAGCAGCGCUCCAGAGCGCAUCAGCCAUCCCCAUUUUCGUCUUGAAAAUUGCUGUACCAAGCGACCACUACGACAUUUCUCGAGUUGGAAAGAAGAACGAGCUGUUUUUCAAGAAUCCUGAACAGCUUCAUCAAUUUCUCUUUGAAUUCGUCGAGGGUUUGGCUGUUGCCGAGUUCAAUCAAAGUCAGGCUUGCAAGUCCGAUCCUUCAACAUCAAUUUGCAUUGGAGACCCACGCGCUGGCCAAUUGGUGCCAGUGCCUGCUUGGAAUGGAAAUACCGAACCCAGAUAUUUCACCUCUGAUUCACAAAGCUGGAUACACGAGGAGAGCACCCUGUCAAGUCAACGAGAUAGUUACAUCCAGGUGGAUAAUGUGGAUUGUGGCUUUGUUACCGAAGACGACGAGAAGCUACCGCGGGGAAGUGACUGUGAAAGUCUUUUGAGCUGGUCAAGCAUAUUUGAAGAGCACGGCGUUUUGGUUGAGCAGAGCCAUUCUGAAUGUUAUCUGGCUGAAAGUCCCAGCAGAUGCCACGUUUGCGGUCAUGUCAACGAUGCCAGUGAAAGCAGCAUCGUUGAGGUUGAUCGAAACAGCAAUGUGGAUUUUGUGACAGAUUUUGGCGCAAUGAAUACUUCGAUCUCCGAAUCAUCUGGCUCUGAUUCCAAUGAUCUCACCGUUGACAACCUAACUCAAGAAGAUAUCGCAGUCGAUAAAACAGAGCAUUGUCUGGAAGAUAUAUUUUUCUCCACCAAGCCGAGCCCAUUGUUGGUGAAGCAAAAAGUGUUAACCGACGUUGAGGAUUUUGGAGAUGUUAUGCCAUGGUUGAGCAGCAAACCCGAUGCAUACGACUGUAUAGAUUCGAUGUUGGAGUUGUUUCAGGACGGACACCACAAGAAAAGCAAGCACCACGGCAAGGACUCUGGUAACCAAGAGAAUUCAAUACAAAUUGAUGACAAUCCUCAAAGUGAUGCUCUAUCACCAAACGAUACAGCCGUGCUUGCUGGUCCAACGAGGAAGUCAGAGUAUUUUGCUGUGAGUACAGUUGAACGGCAAGCGAACAGCUUGUUGAAGCGUUGGAUUGGCUCCAAGAAAUCUUCAGUCGAAGACUUGGCUGGGGCUCUUCGAAUCGACAACUUUCACGUUCUGAAAGGUGAGCGGGAGAUCAAAGUCAGUAAAUCCACCCUCGCAAAGUUACAGGUGGUCCGCCAAGUCGAUCGAAAGUUCAUUCUCGUUCAAGCAGACACUUCUCGAGGCAAGUUGGUACUUUGUAUCGAUCAACAUGCAGCAGACGAACGCAUUCGAUUGGAACAGUUGGAGGAGGAAAUGUUUGGUCGUGAUGGAUCUCUGCGUCGGGUGGAAAUUCAAAAACACGGCCCUCCGCUUGUCUUACGGGUGAAUUUCAAAGAGCGAGAAGUGCUGAAGCAGUACGAAGGCCUCAUCAAAAGUUGGGGAUUUGACUUCGAAUCCGUCACUUCAGAGCCAGAAUUAUUUAUCAGUAUGCACAGAAAAUCUGAAUUGGAUGACAAGACUCGUGUGCUCUUGUACGCGACCCCGAAGGUGGAGAAGAGAGCCGCAAAUGCAGACGAUUUCCGGGAAUUUAUCCAGCUUUUGGCUAGUGCGGGAGAAACAUAUUCGCAUUCACAGAUUCGUCCUCCAGUGAUCACGAGAUUGUUGCAUUCACGUGCUUGCCGCAGCGCGAUCAUGUUUGGAGAUCACCUAAGUCUUGGCCAGUGCAGAGAUUUGAUCGAAGAUCUGAAAACCUGUCAGCUGCCGUUUCAAUGCGCUCACGGUCGACCUUCAGUAGUUCCGCUCGUCGAAAUUCACGGUGACGGCACCAGUAAUUAG
This is a messenger RNA of Phytophthora nicotianae INRA-310, 2688 nucleotides long. RefSeq lists its product as hypothetical. The transcript has 12 exons. Gene Ontology annotation, biological process: mismatch repair. Gene Ontology annotation, cellular component: mismatch repair complex. The coding region runs from base 1 to 2688 and encodes 895 amino acids. The record is from RefSeq and is a predicted model, not a curated record. NCBI's taxonomy places the organism in Eukaryota, Oomycota, Peronosporomycetes, Peronosporales, Peronosporaceae. Gene Ontology annotation, molecular function: ATP-dependent DNA damage sensor activity; ATP binding; ATP hydrolysis activity.